UUGUUUGGAGUUGGAGUUUAAAGUAACAGCAUAUACACCAAGCAUCAUUUAACCAUGGCAGAGAAGGCAGAGGUCACCUUGGACAAGAAACAAAUGGAUGUGCUUAAGAAAGCCUUUGCCGUGUUUGAUAAGGAUGGUGAUGGGAUCAUUACUGGGAAGGAGCUGGGUAACGUGAUGCGAUCCAUGGGAGAGAACCCAACAGAGAACGAGGUUCAUGAGAUCGUCAACGAACUCGAUAUGAAUGGAAACGGACAAAUCGACUUUGCUGAGUUCGUGGGAGUGAUGUCGAAGAAGAUGAACGAUAUGGACAACGCUGAGGAUAUCCGUGAAGCUUUCAGAGUCUUCGACAAGGGAGGAAAUGGAUAUAUCGAGAAUUCUGAACUCAAGCACGUUUUGACUUUCCUCGAUAUCCAUAAGAGCGAGGUUGAUGAACUCAUCAAAGAUGCUGACACCGACGGGGACGGUCGAAUCGAAUAUGAAGAAUUUGUUCAAAUGAUGAACCUGGGUAACGAGAACAAGGGCAGUGCUACCGCCAAUCUCAUCAAUGCAGUUCUUUGAUAUUUGGAAAUUAAAGUAUUUCAAAUUCGUUGAAGGUAAUUAAACAAGAAUUGCUUUUUAAAAGCUGUCUAUACGUUAGCAGCCGGACUGUCUUGCUUGUAAUGGUAUAACACGUGUUAAUUCAAGGGUAGAAGAGUGGGGCAAAAUCUGCCUUGCCCCGUUUCAAAUUGUUUUCAAUAACAAGUGUCACAUUUCUGUGACAAACUUGCUCUCACUCAAUCAAAUGCAACGAUUUCGGUAGCUUAUGGCAGUUAUUGUAACAUGUUAUUGAUAACAAGUUUUAAUAAAACAGGGCCCUAAAGAGCACCUUUAAUUAAAAGUUGAAUUCAAGGUUUCAAGUGUUCUUCUGUAAUAAUGCACUUGAGGACACCAUACAAAAAAUGCAGCUUAAUUUGGCUAACGCGACGCGACUUUAACUAACCGUAUAGUGAAAGCCUUGAAGCGUGCUCCAAAAUAUAUAUUCGCAAUCGAAUUAUUUAAAAUUAUAAUUGUCGCUUUUUGAAAUUAAAUAUAUGGAUAUUCUUUAGUAACGGACAGAAAACAUUUUUAUUUAUCUUCACCUUGCCUCAGUAUUUAUUAUGUAAAUUAUUUGUUGUGAAAAUGGAGGCCAAUUUCUGCGUAUAGUUGACAUUAGUGAUAAGCGUCUGAAUCUGAAUAUUUUAAUCAAUAUUAUAUUGAUUAUAUUGAUAUUACAUUUGUAUAUUUUGUAUACUAGGAACUACAAAAUAAAAAUUAUCAAAGGAAUCCUUUUGCCUCGAAAUUUUACGAUAAGUGAUUUUCCUGUAUAACUUUUGAAAAAUGCAAAGAGAUCUUGUGGAAAGAAGAAACAUUAACAACUUUCUGCUUAUUGUCCAUAAAUUCAUGCGUAAAUCUUACGUUCCUUUUUCAUGUUUGUAUUUUAUGAUUUUAUCGACAAUAUUUGUUUCCGUAUAGAACGUAAGAAUAUAGCAUAUGAGAUGUUUAUAUUAUUACGUAUGCGGAUACUUCGACGAAGUUAACAAAUUUGUACAGUUUAAGUGAUGAUUAUUACACAGUUGAGUACUUUUAAAGAAUUUGGUAUUGAACGAUUGUUGAUUUUUGUUUCUCGACAUUCCCGUACAUGUAUUCAAAAGUUCUAAAUCGUAUUGAUGAAUGUAUAAAACUUUAAAUCAUUCCUAAUCUAUUUUGAUAAAUUGGCUUAAAAUAUGCAAAUGAUUGCCUUGUGUGUUGAGUGCCUUAAUUAAUUAGGCUUAUGUUUGUAUUUAUGAAUGUAUAAAUCAUUCCAAACUUAUUUUGAUAAAAUGUUUUAAAAUAUGCAAAUUGCCUUUGUGUGUUGAGUGCCUUAAUUGAUUAGGAUUAUAAUUGCCUUGAUCUUCCAGUAAUCAAUGAACUGUGGUGUUAAGGCGAUCAUAAAGACUUUAAAAAAAAAAA
Strongylocentrotus purpuratus (purple sea urchin) is the source of this 1968-nucleotide messenger RNA. Its product is annotated as neo-calmodulin. Lineage: Eukaryota; Metazoa; Echinodermata; Echinoidea; Camarodonta; Strongylocentrotidae. The transcript is spliced from 6 exons. The coding region runs from base 55 to 558 and encodes 167 amino acids. The record is from RefSeq and is a predicted model, not a curated record. Gene Ontology annotation, molecular function: calcium ion binding.